Messenger RNA from Brassicogethes aeneus, 2708 nucleotides. Lineage: Eukaryota; Metazoa; Arthropoda; Insecta; Coleoptera; Nitidulidae. The record is from the annotation of a GenBank genome assembly.
CGGUUUGUUUGGAUUUUUUAUAUACAAAAUCUAUAAUGAGUAAAAAAAAUAACUUUGUUAAUGUCUCAAUACGAAUUAAACCAGCUUUAAACAAGAAUUUAUCGAAAUCUUCAUGUUUACAUGUUUUAAAAGAUAAUUUACCAGUUCUUAUAGUAUCAGAUAGACCCCAGACAUACGUGUUUGAUAAUAUAUUUACCGAAGAUGCAAAUCAAGAAAUAAUUUAUAAUAAUACUGUGAAGCCAUUAAUACAACAUGUAAAAAAUGGAUAUAACUGUACAAUAUUUACUUACGGGCAAACAGGGACAGGAAAAUCGUACACCAUGGGAACUUUUUCCCAGCCGAAUAGAGACGAAAACGAAGGAUUGAUACCAAGAACAUUAGCAUCUUUGUUUGAAGAAGAAAAUGAAUGUGAAAUAUCUGUUUCAUUUAUUGAAAUAUAUAAUGAGAAAGUAUAUGAUUUAUUAACUAAUAAUAAAUCUCCAUUAAUAGUUAAAGGAUUUAAAGUGUGUAAUUUUAAUAACCAAAGGGUUUUUACUCCACAAGAAGCAAUGCAUUUUUUAAAUAUGGGAAAUACCAAUCGACACACUGGAGAAACAAAACAAAACACAAAAAGUUCGAGAUCACACGCAAUAUUUACUAUACAUUGCAAUUCCUUUAAUGGAAUUAAUGCUAAAUUAAAUUUAGUAGAUUUAGCAGGAUGUGAAAGUGUUAAAAAAACUGGAACACAGGGAAAUUCUUUUUUUGAAGGGGUUAAUAUUAAUAAAGGAUUAUUAUCUAUUGGACAAGUAAUGUCUGCAUUAUCGUUAGAUGCGUCUUAUAUACCUUAUAGACAAAGCGUAUUAACAACGAUAUUGCAAGAUUCUUUAAAUAAAAGAAAUUAUGUCUCUCUUAUCUCCUGCGUUAGUUCGCUUCCAGAAGAUGUGAAUGAAACUGUACAAACACUGGAGUUUGCCUACAGAGUGAAAAAAAUAAAAAGCAAACCCAGAUCAAAUGAGCCAUUUUUACUAAACAAAAAUGAAAUUUCCUUUUCAAAAAGCUACACCCCCUUUAAAAGACCAUAUAUGACUUCUAAUUCGUUAGUGUCUACUAAAAAAAAUAGGUUUUGUGCUUCCCUUGGCACUAUUUCUGAUCAAUAUAAAAAUAGCACAAUUGAGAGUCCUAAAUCAGUAUCGUCCCUUUCCACAUCACCUAUAAUUUGUUAUCCUUCUCAGCAGUCUUUUAGUCCAGUAAUAAAAAAAUAUAUCAAUGCUAUGGAAUCUUCCAUCAUUACCAAACUAGGUAGUGUAAUUGAAAAAUCACUUCUAAAACCCAGAAGAUCAUCUAGAAAAAGCAUUAAAAUUAUUGAAAAAGAAAAUACUCCUAGUCCAAAGUAUUCUUGGAAUCAAAUACAGUCAGAAGUCACUAAAUUGGUCAAAACCGAAAUACAACAAUUUUCUGUUCAAUCCAUAAGAGCCACAAGUAGUCCCAUAAUUAACGAAACUACAUUAAAAAGAGUUUUGUCAUAUGAUAGUCCUGAUUUAAACAAAGACAUGGUUGAAAGUAAGGAAGUUAAUUAUAACGAAUUUAAAAUACCUUCUAUUCCUUUAAAAAAGAAAAAAUAUAAUGAGAUUUCUAUGAACCCUAGAAGAAGCCUUCGAUUGUCUUUAAAAGAUUGUUCCAAUACUAUUGAUAGUUUUGUUGAAACUAGUUCAAAAAGCCCUGUGAAGAAAAAUAGACGUAGUAUUAGGUUAACUGAAAAGCAAGAGAAAACCCAAAUAUUUAUUAAUGAAAAUUCAAAAAUUAAUAUUAUUAAUAUAAGCAACACAUCCAAAACACCAAGGACUAAGAGCAAAUUAAAGAGAAAAACUUGUAGUCCUUUGACUGCUCAUAAUAAACAUGUAUUAAAUAUUUUAAAUAAAGGAUCUUUGAAACAAUUAGAAGGGCUACAUUCAGUAGGGAUUAAAACAGCUCAACAAAUUCUCCUAUAUAGAAAUCUUAAAGGAUCAUUUUUUAAAAUAGAAGACCUUAAUCAAAUACCUGGAUGGAGUGAAAAGAAAGUGAAAAAUUUUAUGGUGCAGAACUUCAUAAUAUAACUUUAAAUUAAAAUAACUUUUUUGUUUUUAAAAAUAAUUUAUGUAAUAUCAUAAUUAAAGUUGUCCUUUUUUAAUUGACUAGAUCCGAAAAAAAUUGACGAAGCCGCUCCAUGGCUUCUUAUUGCAUUAACUAAGUCUAAUUCUUGUCUCUAUUAAAAGCUCAUCUGACGACGAAGAGAAGGUUCUAGAAAGUUGUUUAUCAUUUGCAGGUAGCGUUCUGAAUUUACGGUUACCGCCCGUCAUCGGCCGAUAAUUCCGUUGACAGAGCCGUCGAAAACCUUAAAUUUAGUUUACGUAACCCUGGUGGUAAAAUGCGCUUCUUUGAUUAAGCUAAUGAGGAAUUUUAGAUUUCGCUUGAUUGUGACUCACAAUUUGUGUUGUUGCCUUUUAUAAAUAAUUUCCCAAAGACAAUUUUUUUUUUAAAUUAACAAAUUAUUUAAAAAAAUAAAAAAUAUAUUUUAAUUUAAACCCGUAAAAUUUCCACUGGAUAACCUGUAUUUUAAUUAGAGUAUAAUGUAAGACUUUAUUUUAUAUAAUACAAGUGAUUUUACACCAUCCUAAAGUAAUGGAUCUUGUUUGUAAUAAAGUAUUGUAUUGUAUAUUGACAUUUUUUUAAUUAAAAAAAAAUUGAUUUCC